Molecule: messenger RNA, 525 nt
Organism: Grus americana (Whooping crane)
Lineage: Eukaryota; Metazoa; Chordata; Aves; Gruiformes; Gruidae
Gene: APOC3
Product: apolipoprotein C3
Exons: 3
Coding region: 97-429 (110 amino acids)
Biological process (GO): lipoprotein metabolic process; lipid transport
Cellular component (GO): extracellular region
Molecular function (GO): lipid binding
Source: RefSeq, a predicted model, not a curated record
CCGCGUAGCAGAGCCCGGCGCAGGUGAGCAGGGAAGCCCACGGCGAGGGUUGCGCCAGGAAGGGGACGGGGUCGGGGUCAGGACCCCCGCGGGCACAUGGGCCCCUGCCUGCUGCCCCGUGCCACGUGCUCUGCUCUCUCCCCAGCCAUGAAGGCGUCGCUCCUGCUCGCGCUCGUCUGCACGGCCGUCCUGGCCGCCGGAGCAAGGGCCGAUGCGCCAAGGGAGCCGGAGGCGCUGGUGAGGAAGGUGCAGGAGUACGCCCAGAAAGCCACGGCCAUGGCCAAGAGCACCUUCAGCAUGGUGCAGGAGUCAGAGGUGGCUCAGCAAGCCAGGCGAUGGCUGUCGGACAACGUGGACCUGGCGAAGCAGCGGCUGGCCUGGCUGAAGGAGCAGCUGGUGGAGCUCUGGAAGCGGACGCCGGCCGCGUAACCCCACCAGGGGCUGGCCGGGGUCCGGCCGGGCCGGGGUCCCCCUGGCUCCCCACCCACUGUGGCAGUUUUUGCAAUAAAGUGGCGCUGAAGCAGA